Molecule: messenger RNA, 366 nt
Organism: Prunus armeniaca (apricot)
Lineage: Eukaryota; Viridiplantae; Streptophyta; Magnoliopsida; Rosales; Rosaceae
Source: the annotation of a GenBank genome assembly
AUGAGCUUGCGUGGCCCGAAAAGUGGGCUAAUUCACACAAGCGGUGGUGCUGAUAGGAAAUGGCGUGAUGACAAGAGAACAUACCUUAUAUUUGCCAGUGUGGCAAUCCAUGUCAGGUGGAGACAUCGUGGACUGAAGCUAACCCAGGAAGGAGGUUUCAAUUCUGUCAAAGGGAACAAUGGAUGUGUGCAUUUUGAGUGGUACGAUCUUGAGAUGUGCCCUUGUUCUAAGGCCAUCAUACCAAGGUUUCUAAGGAAUCGUAUAAGACUGGAAGAAGAAGUGGCUGUUCUUCGAGCAAAGCAGAAGAAAUUGUGGGCAGUUUUGGUUGUUAGUUGGUUUCUUGUUUUUGCUUGGGUUUUGUGGUAG